AUGGAAGACUGUCAAAAUUAUUCAGAGAAAAUUCAUUUAGAAUCCAGCUCCAACAUAGGAUUUUCUCCUAGAUCUGAUUUGGUAUGGCACAGUGAUCAAUCGUCAAUUCCAUAUAUUGACCAAAAAGCAGCAGCUUUACAAGAAGAAUUAGAGGUCUAUAGAGAGCAAGUUAAAAAGCUCCAGUCAGAUUUGCAAGUAAGCAAAGAAACUCAGCUCGAGCAGCUUCAAGAAGAGCUUAAAACUGCACACAAAAAGCUAAUGAUACAAUUUUAA
Blepharisma stoltei is the source of this 273-nucleotide messenger RNA. The record is from the annotation of a GenBank genome assembly. Lineage: Eukaryota; Ciliophora; Heterotrichea; Heterotrichida; Blepharismidae.